Pollicipes pollicipes is the source of this 5571-nucleotide messenger RNA. Its product is annotated as microtubule-actin cross-linking factor 1-like. Gene Ontology annotation, cellular component: cytoplasm; intermediate filament; membrane. Gene Ontology annotation, molecular function: microtubule binding; calcium ion binding; structural molecule activity. NCBI's taxonomy places the organism in Eukaryota, Metazoa, Arthropoda, Thecostraca, Pollicipedomorpha, Pollicipedidae. The record is from RefSeq and is a predicted model, not a curated record. Gene Ontology annotation, biological process: wound healing; cytoplasmic microtubule organization; intermediate filament cytoskeleton organization.
ACGAGAUCAUGGACACGGACAACGCACGCUACAACGCGCUGCGCACCACGCUGCGCGAGCGGCAGCAGGCGCUGGAAGAGGCGCUGCAGGAGUGCUCCCAGUUCGCCGACAAGCUGGACGGCAUGCUGUCGGCGCUCAAGGACACGGCCGACCAGGUGGACAACGCCGAACCCAUCUCGGUCCACCCAGAUCGCAUCCACGACCAGAUGGCCGAGAACAACGCCAUCAUCGACGACCUGGAGAAGCGCGAGGUGGCCUUCGAGGCCGUCAAGCGCGCCGCUGAUGACGUUAUCAGCAAGGCUGGCGACGGCGAUCCGGCCGUGAAGGACAUCAAGAAGAAGCUGGACAACCUCACGAAGCUGUGGGACCACCUGCAGAAGGCGACGGACGACCGCGGCCGCUCGCUGGAGGACGCGCUCGCCAUUUCGGAGCGUUUCUGGUCGGAGUUGCAGGGCGUCAUGAAGGCGCUGAAGGAGCUGCAGGAGGCACUCGGCAACCAGGAGCCGCCGGCCAUCGAGCCCAGCGCCAUCAAGGAGCAGCAGAAGGAGCUGCAGGAGAUCCGCCAGGGCAUCGAGCAGACCAAGCCCGAGGUGGACAAGGUGCGUCGCACCGGCCAGGACCUGAUGAAGGUCUGCGGCCACCCGGAGAAGCCCGAGGUCAAGAAGAACUUGGCCGACCUCGACUCGGCCUGGGACAACAUCACGGCGCUGUACGCGCGCCGCGAGGAGAAUCUCAUCGACGCCAUGGAGAAGGCGAUGGAGUUCCACGACACGCUGCAGUACCUGGUGGAGUUCUUGGAGGACGCCGAGGACCGGCUAGGAAACCUCGGUGCCGUCGGAUCAGACAUCGAGGCCGUCAAGAAGCAGAUCAAGCAACUGAUGGACUUCAAGGGCAAGGUUGACCCUCAGAUGGUCAAGGUGGAAGCUCUGAACAGACAGGCGCAGGAGCUGAUGGAGCGCACGUCGCCGGAUCAGGCGGCCGCGCUCAAGCAGCCGCUCUCCGACAUCAACACGCGCUGGGACGAUCUGCUCAAGGGCAUCGUGGAGCGGCAACGCGAGCUGGACCACGCCCUGCUGCGGCUCGGCCAGUUCCAGCACGCGCUGGACGAGCUGCUCGUUUGGAUCGGGCGCACCGACAAGACGCUGGACGGUCUGCGGCCGGUGCUCGGCGACCCGCAGGUGAUCGAGGUGGAGCUGGCCAAGCUGAAGGUGACGGUGAACGACAUCCAGGCGCACCAGACGUCCGUGGACACGCUGAACGAUGCCGGACGCCAGCUGAUCGAAGACGACCGCGACUCGGCUGACGCCAGCGCCACACACCGCAAGCUGAACCAGCUCAACGACCGCUGGGCCGAGCUGCAGGAGAAGACGGCCGGCAAGCAGCGCGAGCUGGAGAACGCGCUGCGUGACGCCCAGGACUUCAUGAACGAGAUCCAGGAUCUGCUGUUCUGGCUAAACGACCUGGACGGCGCGCUCACCACCAGCAAGCCCGUGGGAGGCUUGCCCGAGACGGCCAAGGAGCAGCUGGACCGCUUCAUGGAGCUGUUUGGCGAACUGGAGCAGAAUCGCUCCAAGGUGGACGCUGUGCUCACGCGUGGCGACACCUACAUGAAGAAGUCGAAGGAGGGCGCAAGCACCAACCUCAAGCACAACCUGAAGACACUGAAACAGCGCUGGGAGCACGUCACCAACCGCGCCAACGACAAGAAGAUCAAGCUGGAGAUCGCGCUGAAGGAAGCGACCGAGUUCCAGGAGGCGUUGCAGGAGUUCGUCGACUGGCUAACGGGGUCCGAGAAUGUGCUGUCCAACCUGCAGCCCGUCUCGCGCGUCAUGGACAACAUCAUCAAACAGAUCGACGAGCACAAAGAGUUCCAGAAGGAGGUAAGCUCUCAUCGUGAGUACAUGCUCAACCUGGACAAGAAGGGCACACAGCUCAAGUACUUCUCCCAGAAGCAGGACGUGAUCCUGAUCAAGAACAUGCUAGUGUCGGUGCAGCACCGCUGGGAGCGUGUCGUCUCCAAGGCGGCCGACCGCACGCGCGCACUCGACGUCGGCUACAAGGAGGCCAAGGAGUUCCACGACGCUUGGGCCGACCUCUGCGGCUGGAUGGACGAGGCGCUGCAGGCCCUGGAGAGUGCCGACGCCUCGCUCGGCAACAACCCCAACAAGAUCCGUGCGCUGCUCGAUAAGCACCGCGAGUUCCAGCGGGCGCUCGGUGGCAAGCAGUCCAGCUACGACCACGUUAUCAAGCUGGGUCGCGCGCUCAUCAAGGACAAGGCGCCCAAGAUCGAGGAGCCCAUCAUCCGCGACAUGCUCAACGAGCUCAAGGACAAGUGGAACGCCUGCUGCAACCAGUCGGUGGCGCGCCAGCGCAAGCUGGAGGAGGCGCUGCUCUUCAGCGGCCAGUUCAAGGAAGCACUGGAGGCGCUGUUGGAGUGGUUGCGGAAGCGGGACGCCGCCCUGGACGACAACGCGCCGGUGCACGGUGACCUUGACACUGUGACUGCGCUCUGUGAGCAGCACAAGACCUUCGAGCAGGAGCUGGAGGGCCGUGGCACCCAGGUGCAGUCCGUCCAGAAGACGGCCGAUGAGCUGAUGAGCAAGGCUGACAAGAAGGACGCGGCCAUCAUCAAGACGCAGGUGACAGAGCUUACGACGGCCUGGACCAAGGUGGUGAAGUCGACGGAGCUGCGCAGCAGCCGCCUGAAGGUGGCGCUCCAGGACGCCGAGGAGCUGCAUAAGGCCGUGCACAUGCUGCUGGAGUGGCUGAGCGACGCCGAGAUGCGGCUGCGCUUCGUGGGCGCGCUGCCGGUCGGCGAGGAGGAGGCGCAACAGCAGGUGGAGGAGCACGCCGCCUUCCGCAAGGAGCUGGCCGGCAAGGAGGGCGAGAAGAACGACACGCUGCGUCUGGCGGCCGAGAUCCUCGAGAAGGCGCACCCGGACGCCGUGCCGGUCAUCAAGCACUGGCAGACCAUCAUCGAGUCGCGCUGGGACGAGGUCAGCAGCUGGGCGCUGCAGCGCCAGAACCGGCUGGACGAGCACCUGGCCGGCCUGAAGGAUAUGCAGGAGCUGCUGGACGAGCUGCUGCGCUGGCUGCAGCAGCGCGAGCGCCGGCUGGUGGAGCUGGAGCCCAUACCUCUGCCCGACGAUCUGCCCAGCGUGGAGGGGCUCAUCCAGGAGCACCAGGAGUUCAUGGAGGACCUGCAGUCGCGCCAGCCGGACGUCGACGGCAUCUGCAAGCCCAAGCCGAAGGGCCUGCGCAAGGGAUCCCGGGCGAAGAGUCCUUCCCCGGCCCGCUUCGCCGAGAGCCCUCGGAGACAAAGCCAAAUCACCCCCGACCGCGAGGGAACGCCAGCCAGGAGGAGCCGGCACAGCAUCAGCGAGCCGUCGCUUAAGAGUCCGCACCAGCGCCAGCUGUGGGACACGUGGCGCAACACGUGGAUGCUGGCCUGGGAGCGCCAGCGCCGCCUCCAGGACAAGUUCAGCUACGCCCAGGAGAUGGAGAAGCUGCAGAACUUCGACUUUGACGAGUGGCGCCAGAGGUUCAUGAAGUAUGCCAAUCAGAAGAAGAUGCGCAUCACCGACCUAUUCCGACGAAUGGACGUUGACAACGACGGUUUCGUCACCAAGGACGAGUUCAACGAGGGCAUCAUGAGAACACACUUCCCGACCUCGGCGCUCGAAAUGCAGCUGGUCGCUGACCGUGUCGACAAGAACCAGGACGGCCUCAUCGACUACAACGAGUUCAUGGCAGCACUUCGACCUGAUUGGGAGAAGAACCGGCCGCUCACCGAGGCCGAGAAGAUCGACGACGAGGUCAAGAAGGCCUGCAGCGCCUGCAACUGCCGCUCCAAGUUCAAGGUCUUCCAGGUCGGCGAGGGCAGAUACCGGUUCGGCGACAGCCAGAAGCUGCGCCUGGUGCGCAUCCUGCGCUCGACAGUGAUGGUGCGUGUCGGCGGCGGCUGGGAGGCGCUCGACGAGUUCCUCGUCAAGAACGACCCGUGCCGAGCUAAGGGACGCACCAACGUGGAGCUUCGCGAGCAGUUCAUCCUCGCGCCGGGGGUGUCGCAGAGCAUGGCGCCAUUCAAGGCCAAGGCCGGCAGCCCGUCGUCGCCGCGGUCGACAUCUGUGCCUACGGCCGGGCCCAUCACCAAGGUGCGUGAGAAGACUGGCCGCAGCAUCCCGUUGUCGCGCGCCUCGCUGUCGGGCCCGCCGGGCGCGGCGGGCGCCGAGCUGAGUCCUCACGACGGCUUCAGGCUGCGCAAGGCUAGCACGCCGCUGCGCAGCUCGCAGGGCGGCAGCAAGCCGCCGAGCCGCGCCAGCUCCGAGGCCAGCCUCGAUUCGGUCGACGCCCGGCCGACCCCCUACCGCGCCGGCACGCCCGGCCAGGCGGCGCAUCGCGGCGCGCGCAAGGGCUCUGCGACGCCAAUGAGUAAAACCUCGUCGUCCGGCCAGAACGGCGCCUCGAACGGUGCGGACGGCACUCCGCAGCAGAGGCGAAUUCCAAAGCGCCCGUCCUCGGUAGCGUCCAUGGCGCCAGGAGUUCCCAGUCCAAGGAGCACCACGCCCCAGGGCCGGCGGCCCGUCUACAGAGCCUCCUCCACGCAGAGCAUCCCCGCCUCGCUGGGAGCCGCCGCCACUAACACCCCGGUCGUCAGUGGGCGGCUCAGCCGGUCUCGUGCCUCGUCUCAGACCAACCUGACGACGGCUGGCAAGACACCUAACGGCCGCAGGCCUGGCGGAGGUGGUUCGCAAAUUCCUGUGUCGUCCAUGAAGAGGGAGCGCUCCAGCUCGAAGAUCCAGCGCCGGUCAUCCACUGCCAGCGACACGCCCCGGGGGCAAGCCAAGAAGCCCCUCUGGCACUGACCCGGCGCGGCCAGCCCCUCCCUGACCCCCAGACUGAAGGGACCACGCCUGCAGCGGCCAGCUGGCUUAUCACCCCACUUAUCCGAACACGGGCCAGAGCGGAGCAGCUAGUGCAUAAUGAUCACUAACACACACACUGCGAGGUACUCGUCCUCGGCUCUAACAGUCUUUCUAUCGUUAAUGAUGUUGGCAGCCUGCGUCGCGACGCGUCGUGUAUUGUCAUGUUAUUUUUGUCGGGCGCGGGCCCCGCCGGCGUCGGUGCGCGCGUGACUGCGGCGCCACGCCGCUAUCGUGCGCCAGAACUACUCGAGAGAGACUAAUCGUAGACGCUGGCGUGCACGCACGUGUACGGGUUUUCUAAUGUUUUGUAUGCGCUUGAGAAGCGUGUGUGACGUGCUCAGAGGCAUCUAUUGCUUGUUAAAAGACUUGGCAUGUGAGAGAAGUCGGUUGAGGCGCGUUAUUGAGCGAAGCGUGGGUGCGACGUCAGCUGACGCCCCGCCGCCUGACGUCACCGGCUUUCGAGUGGUGCGGCGGAGUGUGUGCUGGUUCGCAGUGCUGUGUCUGGACUGUCCUGCGAGCCGGCUGAUCGGCACUGGAUUCGGAGCGGUCCUGCGCGGCCUCCGAUUGGUCGGUGGUUAACGUCCUAAUCAAAUGAUGUAACAUGUCGAUGUCCAGCAAACCGCUUGAAUAAACCGUUUGACCACUU